Poecilia latipinna (sailfin molly) is the source of this 5203-nucleotide messenger RNA. RefSeq lists its product as uncharacterized. The transcript is spliced from 32 exons. Gene Ontology annotation, biological process: cell-matrix adhesion. The record is from RefSeq and is a predicted model, not a curated record. Lineage: Eukaryota; Metazoa; Chordata; Actinopteri; Cyprinodontiformes; Poeciliidae. Bases 233 to 5203 code for a protein of 1656 amino acids. Gene Ontology annotation, cellular component: cell surface.
AAAUUAUGCCCAUUCUAACAAAGGCAUAUGUCCCUCAGCUUGCAGCACGGGACUUGAGACUGAUGUUGAAUGGAUUGAAACAAACCUGGGACCCUUUUCUCAAUACACAACUUACUCUGACCUCAAAGCCUUCAACCUCUCAGAUGUGAUCAUCCUUGAUUCCUUUUCUCCAACCCAACUAGCUACCUUCCUCCUUGAACCAAACAUCCUAUCCAAUGAAAAUGUUGUAAUAAUGAUUUUCAGAAGACUUGUGUUUUCAGCAUCUAUGGCAAACAUUGAGUCAUUCUUUGAUACAUUUGUUCAUGGUCCAGCUGAACAAAACCAGACAACACUCAGUCCAAGAAUUCGUGACACCAUCCUGAAUCUUACUUUAACAGUUCUUGGCCCAAAACUUUCUAUGUUGAAUGAGGAGGAAUUGAAGUUAUGGUUCCAGGUUUAUCUUCCUCUCUUCCUGCCAAGUGUUGACUCACGAUCAUUUGAAAUUAUCCCCAGAAAUAUUACCUGCAGCUCUUAUCAGGAGAUUCUCAAAGGGUUCAACAACAUUUUCAGUCAACUUUCAGAAGGACAAGUUCAGCUGGUUUUCAUGUUUGCAUUGGACUAUCUCAGGGGACAGUUCCACAGAGGCAUCGCCUGUGUUACAUCUGAUAACAGGCGUUGGCUAGAAGACAACUUUGGCUAUUUCAGAUUUCAAGCCUCCUUCAUGGAUUUUUUGUCUUUAAAGAAUGAUUUCAGAGGAGUGGAAGUUGUGGAUGUUCUCACGAUCAGUCAGCUGAGCCAGCUUGCAACAAUUCCCUCACAGCUAAACGGGAUGCAAGACGUGAGAAAGGUCCUGGGAGCAAUCCAGACAGCUGAUUUUGGUGCUUUCUUUGACACAGUCUCACCAGUGAUUGAGGUCCAGUCUGCCAACUACACACUAGAGGUAAAAUCCUCCUUCCUCCAGACAGUUAUGGAAAGAGGAGUGCUGUCCUUCCCUGCUGUUAGUGAUGAAGAGUUCCUGCAGUGGAUGAGGGUGCGGCUGAGGCCUUUUUUGGUCAAUAUUUCACCUAGUCUGGUAGAACGACUUUUCAGCAUUGGGACAAACAGGAGCUGCAACAGCAGCCAAGAGAUGAUUUCAGUGCUUGAAACUGUGCAGAUGACACUCAGUGGUGAAACCAAGGCAGAGAUCUACAAAAAUAUGAUCCUCUUCUUCCAAGAUCAAACGCCACUAAAGUGUUACAGUGGUGGAAGCUUUUACAUCUUCCUGAAGAACAACUUCCUCAGCUUUGGCUUUCCUGAUGUCCCAUCAUUCAUCUCUCUUCUUCCACCAACACGCAAAUCAGAGCUCCUAAAUACCAUCAGCACCUCAGAGCUGAGUCAGUUCCUCAAUCAGCCUGGCGCAAUCAGUAACAGUUCAGACAUCUGCAUCAUCUUCAGCAACUACAACAACACUCCCUCCUUCCUAGAAAACGAGGACGUCCCAGAUGAUGUGAGGAGGAUCAUCCUUCCCUGUGUUUGGCCUUUGGCUCUGAACAGCAACAGAAGAUCUGAGGUUGAUCUGUGGUUUAACGUACGUUUGAGGAACUAUCUGAGGUUCCUCACCAAGGAUCUCAUCAGCUUCAACAAAGUGCAGAAUUCCUCAUGUCUCGCCUUCCAGAAACUGGUGUUUUUUAUGGGGAAAAUCUUCACAUACACCAGUUCUGAGUUUGGACAAGAAGAUGUGUACACAACCAUCAGGAGCUUCCUGAAAGCCGGCUCUGGAGCCAGAUGCUACAAUCCCAGCGAUCCAGAGCUGAAUUCUACCUCCUGGUUUGUCAGCUACAUCGGCAGCUUUGUUACAUUUAUCACUCUGGAUGAUCUCACCAGCUUUAUCUCCAUCUCUCAGCUGGAGAUAUUCCUGGAGGAUAACUCUAAUCUGGAACUCUUCAACAACACAGCCAUCUCUAAAUACGUAACAGGCUACUACAUCACCCAGCUCUAUGCAUUCAACCCGAACUUCAGUCUAUUCAAGCUUCCAGGCUCUUUAUUAUGUUCCUCUGACAUCCCAAGCUCAGUAUUUUCCUCUCUUACUGAAUCUGAGACGAUGGUCAUCUUGGAAAAACUGAAGACAUUCUGUAAUGGAACAGAAGAUCCUGAGGUAUCUGCAGCUCUGACAUCCACCAUCAAGACCUUCACAAAGGAAACCUUUGAAGAACUUGGCAGUGCCUCUUCAGCACUAACCAAAGACCAGAUUCUUACAGUGUCCUCUUCAGUGCUCAUUUCCUCUUUGUCCACCCUGGGCUCAGUGAAAAACUGGGGCCAGGACCGGGCCACCACUAUCAUCCAGUCCAUCACCUCCUCAGGAUUUCAGGUCAACAGCGCAGCCUCUCUGGAGUCCCUGGGAACUCUUGUUGUUGGACUUCACUCAGAGUCAAUUCAAAAGAUCUCAGCUUCCGAAAUACUCAGCGCCUCCAAGAAGCCCAACGUCGUUUCCAACAUGCUGGAAGCCUCAAAGGUUGUCCAGGAGACUUUUGUCAGAAAGAUCAUUUCUGUGGACCCAAAUCCAGUUAAAUUGGUGGAGAAUGUCCCUGAUGUCCUAGCACAUGAGAUCCCACCUUCACUGCUGGUGUUUUCUGAGAGCACAGUCAACAUCAGCAUGAUUAACAAAAAGUCAUGGACUCCAGAUCAGUCCGCCAUGUUUAUUUGGACAUUGGGUGAAUCAGGCUUUGACAUCGAGCAGCUUUCACCGUCUGUGCUACAAGGCUUCAGUUGUUCAUCGGUUCAGAAAAUGUCUAAAACCAAAAUCAAGCAGAUGAUCCGUGCCUGUCGACCGAGGAAAGGCAGAGCCAAAGUGGACCUGAAGGAACCUCAGCUGACCUGCAUGUACAACCUGAUCCGUGGCGACCUCUCUCAGAACUUCACUGAUUACCCUUCGGACAUGCUUCUCUACUUGGACUCCGAAAAUGUCCAGAAAGCAAACUGCAGGUCCUACUUCUCUGCCCUGGGUGCUACAGACUUCUCUGUGGCCUCCAGCAUCUUGAACAAGGGCCCAAAGAAGUUCAGGGAAGCUAGAGACUGCUUGGGGAUCAGUGGUGUCAGCCUGAGCAGAGACAAUGUGGAGGUCCUGGGGAACAUGGUCUGCACUUUGGAUAGAUCUGACAUUGAGAACUCGGAUCCUCUCAUCCUGGAAAAACUCAAAGCCUGCAAAGACCUCUCUGCCAGCCAAGUGGCUGCUAUGGAAACACUGCUGCUGUCUGGGAAAACACAAUACGGAUAUGUAACCAACUGGGACCAGCAAACACUGGAGGAUCUCAAGAUACUUCCCCUCUACUUUACAAGAACCUUCUGGGACCGGUUUACAAUUUCAACAAAGAAGAAAUUCCUUAAGGGUUUUCUUCCAGACUUAAGGAAACAAAAUCCACACAAGAACAAGCUGAAGUAUCUCUUCAAACACAUCAACCCAGUUUUAGUAACACAAGGAGAAGGAUGCACUGAGGGCAACAUCACCCAGGUGACUGUUAGCGACCCGUCUUUCCCCUUUGGCUACGACGUGACGCAGUUCAACCUCUGCCUGGACAUUUCCGUUCUAAAAGAUAACCUCUACACUAUCUGCCAGAAAGUGGAUGACAAUGACUUCCAGAAAAUCAUUCUGAAGAAGCUCAACCAGGCAUUCCCAUCUGGAGUUCCUGAUCAGGAAGUACAGAUGCUUGCUUCAGUCUCUCGCUCAGCAACACUUGAUGACAUCUCUAAGUGGAACAUCACUGAACUGGAUACCUUGGCAGCUCUGAUGAAUCCUGAAGAUGGAACAUGGGAGACGGCACAGAGCAAAGCAAUCAUCACCAAGUACCUGAAUGCCUCUGGAAAUUCACUGGACAGCAGUGAACUAAACAUUAUUGACUCCAACUUGUGCUCACUGGACAUCAGCACGUUACAGACCAUCACAGCAGACAGCAUGAGAAAUACCAAGCAUCUGGAUGUGGCAUCAUGUUCAACUGAGCAGAAGAGGGUCCUCUAUGAGAUCAGCAACACCUCCUUCAGCGUCCAUAGAGAUAAUCCGAUUAACUAUUACAACCUGGUUAAAGGCUAUCUAGGUGGAGCAUCUCUGGUUGAUAUAAUAUCUUUGUCAAAACAAAAUAUAAGUAUGGAUGUGAAAACCUUCAUGAAACUAAACAUCAAUGUUAUAAAUGAUUUAACGGCUUCCAACGUCCAGAGACUCAUGGGGGAACAUUUACCGGACCUAAAGUUGUUUGAGAACAACACUGUGAUUCAGAUGUGGGUAAACAUGCAACAACAAUCAGAUCUAGACAGAAUGGGUAUUGGUCUAUCUACCAACAGCACAAUCCCUCCAACUACAACACCCACCCAGAAAAGGACUUUUACAAGUGCUGGAACACGUUCUGACACGCAAACAAUGACAUCCCUGACCAGCUCUGACAUACCAGCACAUACAACCAUAUACAGUUCAACCAUUCAUACUGGAAGCACCUCAUGGAGGACAACUAACACUGUAACCAGUGCUGGAACAUCAACAGGUAAUUCUGUAACUACUGUUGGAACAACAACUGUGAGUGCCGAGUCUACUCUGUUCACAACAGAAGCAAAAGUUUCAAGCAGUACUGGAACUUCAACGCAAGAUGCUGGAACAAUCACAAUCUUAGAAACAACUGUUGGAACAAGUUCCUUGAUAUCAAAAAAUAACAUGGCAACAAGUGCUGGGACAUCAACAGGAGAUGCAUUGACUAGAGGAAUAACAGAGGCGUCCUCACAGGGGGUUUUCACUGCAACAUCAUCAUCAACAGGUGCUCCAACUGACUCUUUGACAACAUCUCCAGAUGAUGAAACUACCACUGGCACAAGAAUGCCUUUUCCCACAACCAGUUCUGGAACAAUGAUGCCUGUAGUUACAACUACUAGUGGGAUGUCAACAACUAGUGCAGCCACAGGAAGUGAGACUCAGUCCGCUCUUAAAAUCAGUGCUACCACAACAACAAAGCAAACUUUAACCAGUCCAGAACUAUCAAACACUGCAACCAGUGCUGGAACAUCAACAGGUAAUUCUGUAACUACUGUUGGAACAACAUCUGUGAGUGCCGAGUCUACUCUGUUCACAACAGAAGCAAAAGUUUCAAGCAGUACUGGAACUUCAACGCAAGAUGCUGGAACAAUCACAGUGAUGGUGACAACUGAUCGAACAACUGUGAACGUCGUAGAGGAAUAUUUUUCUGAACUGUUUCAGAAGUAUGUCUGA